Chara braunii is the source of this 1301-nucleotide messenger RNA. Lineage: Eukaryota; Viridiplantae; Streptophyta; Charophyceae; Charales; Characeae. The record is from the annotation of a GenBank genome assembly.
CGGCGCUGUGCAGACCUUGACAUUCACAAUGUCAGCGACAGGCGGAGACGCUGUUCCCGCUCGAUCGUCGCCCACUGCAGCAUCUCCGCAGGGGACGCCCUAUGCUCGUCAAAGCGUCGAUCGAUCUCCAUGGGCAGCGCAGGGGUUGUUAGGCGUUUCACCGCACAGCGGUGGUCCGGAGGUCCGGUUAGGGAAAAGGUGCCGAGGUAACGUUUCGCAUACGACUGGCGGCGUUGUUGGCCCGGGCGUGACACCCAUUUCGCCUUUCGCUGGUGUGUUGGGGGCUUCUCCGCCGGGUGUGCCCGCGGUUCGUGACACCGCCGCGUAUGGAGGUGUGUUUGGUGGUCCGUUGCUGCCGUCCCCACUACUGCCUAGACGGCUGGACUAUGAGGCCACGAUUCCUUCAACACCUGUAUGGUCACAUGCGCUGGCCCUGCCAUGUUCCGCUGGAGGCGCUUCUCUUUCAGGAGAUCGCAGUGACGCUUGGCGUUGUCCAGCCGUUUCACGUCCACGCGUUGUCGACGCGGCGGCCGCUUCGUAUGCUGUGCCUCCUCAGUCUCCCUUUGUCGCUCCUGAUUCCACACCUCCGGUUGACGAUGUCGCUAGCUCUGCGGCAGUCGGUGGCACGCCGUAUUCGGGAGGCAACAGCAUCGUGCGUGUGUGUGUGCGGGACGCGUGUCGGAGGUGGUUAUACGCUAUCCGCGAUGCUAUGGCCAGUGUGGGUGACCAUCGCGGACCGGUCAGUGAUGUUAUUGAUCAGCUGCUCCAUUGGUCCUUGCCAGCCAUCUGUGAGGAGUUUGGUGUCGGGGUAGCAGGUGUGAUUUCUUCGUCGUUGCCAUCUCGGGUGUGCGGUCGAGAUUUCACGUUGCGUUAUAUGCCAGGUGAUUCCGAUGCUGACUACGUUCCGGGGGGUUCACAGGGUUCAGAGAGCAGAGGGUUGGGGGAGUCGCAGGGGGGAUCGCAGAACUCAUUCCCGUCGUCACGUCGUGCAUCACAGCGCAGUGACAGAGGGCGCGGUAGACCCCGCAGCGCGGGCGCGCAUCAUUGCACUGUCACCACGAUGGAGUACGAGACUCGGCUUGUUGUGGGUGUGCACACUCUCCGUCCAAAGAUCGAAGGCAAGGCGUCGAAUCCGCUUGAGGUGCAAGCCGUCGUGCAACUUUUGCGAGGGCUGAUGGAGAAGGGAUUGAAGAUCCAGUGCGUUGUCUCGGAUGAUUGUGCCGCGCUGGGACCGUAGUUGCGAGCUCUGAACAUCGAGUGGCAGAAGGAUUGCCACCACAAAAUAAAAAACAUUCGCAAGC